ACUAGAGCUACCGCAGUUUCGAAAACAGUUGGCCACGUCAAAAUGGCAAAUUCGAUCCACAAAGCCGUGCAGCCCUCAGAUAUGAUCUUUAGUUGCCUUGCAGACGACACAGCUGUCAAGGAAAUGGUUGAGGCCGCUGUCGGGAGCGGCGACGUAACGGAAAAGCUCUUCGUCGAUUGCUCCACGAUCCAUCCGGAUACCGCUGGCUGGAUCAACGAAAAAUUUCGGUCUUAUAGGGCUACCUAUGUUGCCUAUCCUGUCUUUGGUCCUCCGUCAACGGCGGACUCUGGGCAGCUUGUGAUCAUCUUCGCGGGAGCCGUCGAAGAUGUCCAAAGAGUGAAGGCAUAUACAGUUGGUGUCAUUAGCCGCGCGGACAUCGACCUUGGAAAUACUGAUGUUGGUAAAGCCUCAAUAUUCAAGCUUCUUAGGAACACGUUCAUCAUCUCGUUCGUAGAGGCUGUCAGAGAAGGAAUGGUGCUUUGUGAGAAACUGGGGAUCGAGUAA
Molecule: messenger RNA, 504 nt
Organism: Talaromyces proteolyticus
Lineage: Eukaryota; Fungi; Ascomycota; Eurotiomycetes; Eurotiales; Trichocomaceae
Exons: 1
Molecular function (GO): oxidoreductase activity, acting on the CH-OH group of donors, NAD or NADP as acceptor; NADP binding
Source: RefSeq, a predicted model, not a curated record